Daphnia carinata is the source of this 4541-nucleotide messenger RNA. Its product is annotated as zinc finger protein rotund-like. The transcript is spliced from 10 exons. Gene Ontology annotation, biological process: cell fate commitment; regulation of transcription by RNA polymerase II. Gene Ontology annotation, molecular function: DNA-binding transcription factor activity; RNA polymerase II cis-regulatory region sequence-specific DNA binding; histone deacetylase binding. Gene Ontology annotation, cellular component: nucleus; cytoplasm. The coding region runs from base 619 to 3759 and encodes 1046 amino acids. The record is from RefSeq and is a predicted model, not a curated record. NCBI's taxonomy places the organism in Eukaryota, Metazoa, Arthropoda, Branchiopoda, Diplostraca, Daphniidae.
AAAUAAAAUAAAAUAAAAAAAAGAUUUCGUGUUCUUUUUAGUGCGCGCUACUGCCUAGCCGGGCCAUGCCGUUAGUUUCAUGGCUAAAAGCGGGCUAGAGUAAAAAGGAGAUAAGCUGGCCGGCCACCGUUGGCUCUCACGACCGAUUUCCCUCCCCCCCCUCUCUACCCGAUGAUCAAAGGUCACAAAGUGACACUUGUCGUCAACCACCACUCACCGCAGUUGUUCCGUCGGCCAGUCAGGAUAAAAACAAAACAAAAACCGAAACAAAACCAAACACAACGUCACAAUCACAAGUGAAUAACAAUGAAACGAAUUGCACUGCGUGAUCCUUCAUGGCCAUUUCUCGUCUAAUUUUACUGGAAGAGCAACAUUGGCCAGUCGUUGAUUGGCUCGACGAAACUGCCUUGCCUCGUUUCCCGUUUUUGUCUGCGUUUCUUCUUGUGACACCGGAACAAGGUUGCGCAAACCGUGCGCCGCGUUGUUGUGCACACGGCCGUCGUAAACCGGUCGCGGUGUCUCGUUGUCGCCUAUCAUCCCAGUUGUCGAUUGACGGAAGGACAAAACUAAAACUGCUUCGUUGCUUCGUCUUUCUCUUUUAGCGUUUGGACUCGAUAUAUGUGGGCUGGUUCGACGGCAAACGAGGCUGGGCAGCUGGGCGGCGUACGCGCCUCGAGCCAUGCUGGUUUCGGCCUCGGCGAGACGGCGGCCGCCACCAGCUAUCCGGCAACAGCAGCGGCGGCAGCAGCGGCAGCAGCAGCAACAACAACAACAAAUCCGCCGCGGCCUCCAUCACUUCCGCCACCACCUCCGCCACCACCACCACCAGCCAUGCCUUAUCCUUGGGACCAUCAUCACUUGCGACACCACGAAGAAGUCGCGAAAGCGGCGCUCGUCUGGUCUCCGGCGCCGGAAGCAGCUCACGCGCAUGUCUCCAAGCCCAGUCCGAGCAGCGCUGCUGGAACUCCGCCCACACCGGCACAGACUCCCGUUGGCGUCGGCGGAGGAUCUACCGGUGGACAACAACAGCAGCAGCAGCAGCAUCAGCAGCAGCACAACAACAAUAACAAUCACCAACAUCCUGUUGCACCUCAUCAUCAUCAUCAUCAUCAUCAUCAGACUCACAGCCACCACGUUGCUCAUCAUCACGGUCCGUCCGCGUCUUCCAUCAACAACAACAACAAUCCUCCAACGUCUUCGCAGCCUCAGGCUGGUUUAAUGCAUUGGAUGUCCGUCAUGGCGGAGCACAUGACCAACCCGCACCAUCACGAUGUCCACUACAUGUGGAACGGCGUCGAGAGUAAAAUGAGCUCGUCCGACCAGAGUAGCAGUACCGGUUCCAUGCAUCAAAAAGGUGGAACUCUGGAUCAGGACGGACGAAUGGAAGGUGGAGUCUCACUUUCACACGGUCCUCCUGUUGUCGUUGGACAACUUGGCUCGGCAUCUGCCGCUAAUUUGUACGGCGUCGGAGGUCCUCGAUCGACCACGUCGGCCUCAACGAGCAGCUCGUCAUCGCAAUCGCCUCCCAUCGCGCCCAUCGUUUCUUCCGGUUCGACGGCCGGAGGCAAAAUGUCAGGAUCGACGUCCAACGGUGGAAGGAAGUACCAGUGCAAGAUGUGCCCACAGAUUUUCAUGGCCAAGUCGGCGAUGCAGAUGCACGCCCGGGACGCCCACCGGAGCGAAACGAAGCCGCACCAGUGCCAGCAGUGUCUCAAGUCUUUCUCGUCCAACCACCAGCUGGUGCAGCACAUCCGCGUGCACACGGGCGAAAAACCUUACCGCUGCUCCUACUGCGACCGCCGUUUCAAGCAGCUCAGCCACGUCCAGCAGCACACUCGCCUCCAUACCGGUGAACGGCCGUACCGUUGCCAUGUGCCGGAAUGCGGACGAGCUUUCAUCCAGCUGUCCAACUUGCAGCAACACCUCCGCAAUCACGACGCCCAGCUGGAGCGGGCCAAGAACCGUCCGUUCCAGUGCGCCAUUUGCGGCAAGGGUUUCGCCACCGAGUCGUCUCUGCGCACCCACACGGCCAAGUCGAAAAAGAGCCCUUGCGGUUUGAAUUCUUCGUUGGAGGAAGACUCCCAAUCGCGACGACAUUCGCCACAGUGUCGAAUGCACGCGGCCCUGAUUGGCGGACCGAACACGACAUGCUGUUCCCUAUGCCACAAACUCUUUCUCGGCAACGAGGCUUUGAUGGAGCACAUGAAACACGUCCACAAGGACGUCGUCGCUGCAGCCGGAACCUCCUCCAUGACCGGUAAGAAAUGUGAAGGAUCGGCUGCGACUAGCGAAAGUUCGGCCGGCUCGUCGAUGUUGAUGCCUCAUCAGCACAGUCUGCUUCCAUCGCUGGCCCAUCACGUCCACCAGCAACAACAGUCGGUGUCGUCGCUGCUGGCGUCGCAACAGCAUCAACAACAAUCGAACGCGCAUCAGCAGCAGCAGAUCAGCAGUAGCAGCAGCUUGUCGGCGUCGCUGAGCGGCCUGGGCGUCGCGUCGGACGUCAUCAACGGCCUGGGCAGUUUGACGGGCGGGGUAGGUGGCGGCUGGGCCGUUUCGGCUCCGGCGCCCAGCGCCGUCAAGCGACGAGCACCGACGCACGCCUGUCCGGUGUGCGGCAAGCAUUACGUCAACGAGGGCAGCCUGCGCAAACAUCUGGCCGCUCAUCCGGAGACGGCCCACAUCACCUCCGCCCUGCGCAUGUGGCCCUGCUCCAUCUGUCCGGCUGUUUUUCCACACGAAACCGGCCUAUUAACUCACAUGGAACAAAUGCGCAUGGAACCGAAACAUCAAUUCGCCGCGCAGUACAUGCUGUCGAGAGCGGCCGCCGAGCGACGGUUUCGAGAGCGAGGAGAAUCACCCGGACCGGGCCCUUCGGCUGGCCCGACGAGUCACCAUUCCGAUGCCGAUUCGGGACACGGCACGGCCGGAGCCGCCGGUCUCGAAGCCGCAUCGACUGGAACGGGAGCCAGUCCGGCUGUGGCGGUAGCCGCAGCUCCUAGUCCGGCCACAGGGCCGUCUUCUGCUCACGCCAGUGUCAUGAACAACAACCGACUGACGAGCCCCAGCGGACGGACAGCCGCGGGAUCGGCCAUGAAUUUGGGCUCGUCUCAAUCGGUGGGUUUCGGCCAAGGGGCGGCCAUGUCGGUGCAACAACUCAACGACGCCAUGCAGCAGCAACAGCAACAACAACAGGGAGGAGGGGCAGCGGCUGCAGCGACAGCGAACGGCAACAAUGGCGCCGUCGACAUGGAAGACGACUCUUCCAGCGCGGCGUUGACGGCCGAAGAAGCCGCCGUGGCUCGUCGCCUCCAAGCGGCCGGAGUUGAAGCCGUUUUGAGAUUGGCGGCCGCUUCGGCAUCGGGAGCGCACAGCCACGGCAGUGGCAUCCACCAUUCGUCGGCUUCUGUCGGUUACACGGAUUCUAGGCUGGAACAGGCCAUCCGACUUCAUCAAGCGCUCGGUUUCGCCCUGCCGCAACCGCAUCCGGCGCUCCACCUCCACCAGCAGCAGAUUCAGUUCCAGCAGCAGCAACAACAGCAGCAGCAGCAGCAACAACAACAGCAGCAGCAGCAACAGCAACAUCUGAUUCACCAGCAACAGCAGCAACAACAACAACAGCAGCAGCAGCAACAACAGCAACAGCACUCACAGCACCACCUGGUUGGUCAGCACCUAUCGUCGCAGGCGGCCUACCACCAACACCAGCAGGCCAGCCAACAUCACUUGCAACAACAGCACCAACAACAGACUCCGCAUUGACACGACGUCGUACUCAAACGAGACACGUAAGAAUAGCACAAAAUCUAAUUGGAGACAAACAAAUGAGCGGAAUGUAAGAAGGCAAAUGUUUUUUGAAACGUAUUCAAAUUGUAUUGUUUUUUCCCAAAUAUUAUUGUUUAUCAUUUUAGCGUUUUUUGAUUUCGAAUUUCCUGAGUAAGGAAUGAAAAAAACAAAACAAACUCGAAAGCUAAUCGUGCACGGUUCAAUGUCCCUGUCUAAAGUGUCAAUUCUUUCUAAUGAAAAGAAGAAAAAAAAUUAUGGAAAAGAAAAAAAAAAAAAAAACGAGGAGGGUAAAAAAAAAACAAACAAACAAAAUAAGAGUUAAUAGUAAUAAUCGUCUAUUUGUUUUCGCGGUAAAACUCACGUUCGUCGCGCCUUGACUCAAAGUGUCUCUCUCAUCCCAAUGUAUUUUGUUACCUCUUUUCUUUGUAUCCCCAACCCAUUUGAUUCAAUCGUUUGUGUGUGCGUGUGUGUCUGUUUUUGCGUGAGGGGAAGCCGAUGAAAUCUGUUUUCCUUUGGAAUUGAAAGGAAGAACGUGUCUGCGACGACAUCCAGCAGCUUCGACAAUGUCCUGUUUCUUUUAAAGGGGGAAGGAUGGAUCAUUUGAUUUCUUUCUUUUAAAAAAAAAAACGAAACAGAGUUGUCUUCUUUUAAACAAAAAAAUAUGUUAUGUUUCAUUAUACUUGUACCUAUACCGGGGACUAUCUGAUGUCGUGGCUAGAUUAUUUGUGUAACUGAUAUAUUUCUGUGUUUUCUUUCAC